CAGAGCGCCGGGGGAACCUGAGGACUAAGGCGCCGGUGGGGCAGGCUGGGCGCACUGGGAGGGCUGGGUGCCGCCUGCGCCCGAGGAGCCAGUUGAACCGCUGGGGCCUGCUCAGGAUGAGGACGCGCUGGCAAACCCCUCGCCCUGCGGCGGAGCUCCUCGUGCUGCUCCUGUGCUUCCGUCUGGCGGAGCCCUCUGGCCACGCAGGUAAUGAUCCAUUCACGAUCGUCAAUGAAAACACGGGCAAGUGCAUCAAGCCGCUGAAUGACUGGAUAGUAGCACAGGACUGUGACAUAACCGAGGACAUGUUAUGGAAGUGGGUGUCCCAGCAUCGGCUCUUUCAUUUGCAGUCCCAGAAGUGCCUUGGCUUAGAUAUUACCAAACCCACGGAUUCCUUGAGAAUGUUCAGCUGUGACUCCAAUGCCAUGUUAUGGUGGAAAUGUGAGCACCACUCUCUGUAUGGAGCUGCCCAGUCCCAGCUGGCCCUGAAGGGUGGACACGCCAUAGCAAGUAGAAAUUCAUCUGAUGUCUGGAAGAAAGGAGGCUCAGGGGAAGCCCUCUGUGACCAGCCUUACCAUGAGAUAUAUACCAGAGAUGGGAACUCCUAUGGGAGACCUUGUGAAUUUCCAUUCUUAGUUAAUGGGACCUGGCAUCAUGAGUGUAUCCUUGAUGAAGAUGACAGUGGGCCAUGGUGUGCAACUACCUUAAAUUAUGAAUAUGAUCAAAAGUGGGGCAUCUGCUUAAAACCAGAAAAUGGCUGUGAAGAUAAUUGGGAACAGAAUGAGCAGAUUGGAAGUUGCUACCAAUUUAAUACUCAGGCAGCUCUUUCUUGGAAAGAAGCUUAUGUUUCAUGUCAGAAUCAAGGAGCCGAUUUACUGAGCAUCAAUAGUGCUGCUGAAUUAACUUAUCUUACAAAAAAAGAAGGCAUUGCAAGAAUCUUCUGGAUUGGCUUAAAUCAGCUGUACUCUUCUAGAGGCUGGGAAUGGUCUGAUCAAAAGCCAUUAAACUUUCUCAACUGGGACCCAGAUGUGCCCAGUGCACCUACCAUAGGUGGGUCAAGCUGUGCUCGCAUGAAUGCCACAUCUGGUCUAUGGCAGGGUUUUACCUGUGAAGCUCAACUGCCCUACAUCUGCAAGAAAGCAUUAAAUAAUACAGUGGAGUUAACAGAUGUUUGGACAUAUUCAGAUACCCGCUGUGAUGCAGGCUGGCUGCCAAAUAAUGGGUUUUGCUAUCUGCUGGUAAAUGAAAGUGAUUCCUGGGAUGAGGCACAUGUAAAAUGCAAGGCCUUCAGCAGUGACCUCAUCAGCAUUCAUUCUUUAGCAGAUGUGGAAGUGGUUGUGACAAAACUCCAUAAUGGGGAUGCUGAAGAAACAUGGACAGGUCUUAAGAACAUAAAUACACCAGCUUUAUUUCAAUGGUCAGAUGGUACUGAAGUUACUCUAACAUACUGGGAUGAGAAUGAGCCAAAUGUUCCCUACCAUAAGACCCCCAACUGUGUUUCUUAUUUAGGAAAGCUAGGUCAGUGGAAAGUCCAAUCAUGUGAAGAGAAACUUAAAUAUGUUUGUAAGAAAAAGGGAGAAAACAUAAAUGAUACAAGAUCUGAUAAGAUGUGUCCUCCAGAUGAGGGAUGGAAGAGACAUGGAGAAACCUGUUACAAGAUUUACAAGGAUGAGGUCCCUUUCGGAACCAACUGCAAUCUGACUAUAAUGAGCAGAUUUGAACAAGAAUACCUGAAUGAUAUGAUUAAAAAGUAUACUAAAUCUCCAGGAAAAUACUUCUGGACUGGCCUGAGAGAUGCAGAUUCACGCGGAGAGUAUAGUUGGACAAGUGAUGGUGGAGUAAAACAUUCUGUAACCUUUUCCAACUGGAAUUUUCUUGAGCCAGCUUCUCCAGGCGGGUGUGUGGCUAUGACUACGGGAAAGUCUCUUGGGAAGUGGGAGGUGAAAGACUGCAAAAACUUCAGAGCACUUACCAUUUGCAAGAAAAUCAGUGGGCCUGCUGAGUCUGAAGAAGCACCUCCCAAGCCUGAAGACCUCUGUCCCGAAGGCUGGCAUGCUUUCCCCUCAAGUCUUUCUUGUUAUAAGCUAUUUCAUAUAGAAAGAGUUGUAAGAAAGAGGAACUGGGAAGAAGCUGAAAGAUUCUGCCAAGCACUUGGAGGACACCUUCCUAGCUUCCAUCAUAUGGAUGAAAUAAAAGCAUUUCUUCACUUUUUAAUGGACCAGUUGAGUAACCAGCGUUGGCUGUGGAUAGGUUUGAAUAAAAGGAGCCCUGAUUUGCAAGGAUCCUGGCAGUGGAGUGAUCGUACACCGGUAAGUUUAACUUUCUCGUUAAAUAAUAUGGAAAGANNNUAUGAUAUCAGAGACUGUGCUGCUAUCAAGGUCAUGGAUAGGCCAUGGCGAAGAAGCUGGCAUUUCAAUGACAGAGAAUUUAUUUAUUUAAGGCCUUUUGCUUGUGAUACAAAACUUGAUUGGGUGUGCCAGAUUCCAAAAGGUCGUACUCUCAAAACACCAGACUGGUACAAUCCAGAGCGUGCUGGAAUUCAUGGACCUACAGUUGUAAUAGAAGGGAGUGAAUAUUGGUUUGUUGCCGAUCCUCACUUAAACUAUGAAGAAGCUGUCCUGUAUUGUGCCAGCAAUCACAGCUUUCUGGCUACUUUAACAUCUUUUGCAGGACUAAAAGCCAUCAAAAACAAAAUAGCAAAUAUAUCUGAUGAUGAACAGAAGUGGUGGGUGAGAACUAUUGAGCAGACAAUAAUGGAUCGUCAUUUUAUCUCACGACAUCCAUGGCACCACUUUCCUAUAACAUUUGGAGAGGAAUGCUUGUACUUGUCUGCCAAGACUUGGUUUAGGGACUUAAAUAAACCAGCAGACUGUAGUACCAAGCUGCCCUUCAUCUGUGAAAAAUACAGUGUAUCCUCAUUGGAAAAUUAUAGUCCAGAUCCUGCAGCUAAAGUAGAAUGCUCUGGGGAGUGGAUUACUUUUCAGAAUAAGUGUUUUCUAAAGAUCAAACCCAAGUCUCUUACAUUUUCUGAAGCAAGCAACACUUGUCACACCUAUGGCGGCACCCUUCCUACAGUCUUGAACCAGAGAGAACAAGAUUUUAUUACAUCCUUGCUUCCGAAUAUGGAAGCUGCUUUAUGGAUUGGUUUGCGCUGGACAGCCUAUGAAAGAAUAAACAAAUGGAUAGAUGACAGAGAGAUGACAUACAGUAACUUUCACCCAUUGUUGGUUGGUCGGAGGCUGAGAAUACCAACAAAUAUUUUUGAUGAAGAGUCCCGCUACCACUGUGCCCUAAUGCUCAACCACCGAAAUUCACCUUUUACUGGAACAUGGAAUUUUACUUCUUGCAGUGAACACCAUACUCUGUCUCUCUGUCAGAAAUACUCAGAAAUUGAAGGCAGACAGACCUUGCAGAAUACUUCAGAAACUGUAAAGUAUCUAAAUAAUCUGUACAAAAUAAUCCUGAAGACUCUAACCUGGUCCGAUGCUCUAAGAGAGUGUCAGAAAAAUAACAUGCGCCUGGUGAGCAUCACAGAUCCUUACCAGCAGGCAUUCCUGACUGUGCAGGCGGUCCUUCAUAAUGCUUCUUUAUGGAUUGGACUCUCCAGUCAAGACGAUGAACUCAACUUCGGUUGGUCAGAUGGGAAAUAUCUUCAAUUUACUCGCUGGGCUGAAAGUAAUGAGCAGCUUGAGGACUGUGUAUUAUUAGACACUGAUGGAUUCUGGAAAACAUCUGAUUGCGAUGCUAAUCAACCGGGUGCUAUUUGCUACUAUCCAGGAAAUGAGACUGAAAGAGAGGUCAAACCAGUUAAUAGUGUUCGAUGUCCAUCUCCUGUUUUAAAUACUCCAUGGAUACCAUUUCAGAACUAUUGCUACAAUUUCAUGAUAACAAAGAAUAUGUAUAUGGAGAGAACACAAGGUGAUGUUCAUUCGAGAUGCCAGAAAUUGAAUUCAAAAUCACAUAUUCUGAGUAUUCGAGAUGAAAAAGAGAAUAACUUUGUUCUUGAGCAACUUCUGCACCUCAAUUAUGUGGCUUCAUGGGUCUUAUUAGGCCUAACUUAUGAAAGUAAUUCUCUUAUGUGGUCUGAUAAGACCAUGCUGUCAUAUACGCACUGGAGAGCAGGAAGACCAGAUGUAAAAAAUGGCCAGUUUUUUGCUGGCUUGAGUACUGAUGGCUUCUGGGAUUUUCAUACCUUUGAUGGGACUGAAGACAUUUCUUACUUUUAUCAGCACAGCAUUCUUGCAUGUAGAAUAGUCUUAGUCGACUACAAGGAAGAAUUUAAUACUACUCUGCCACAGUUUAUUCCAUAUGAAGAUGGUAUUUAUAGUGUUAUUCAAAAAAAAGUAACAUGGUAUGAAGCAUUAAACAUAUGUUCUCAAAGUGGAGGUCAUCUGGCAAGUGUUCAUGACCAAAAUGGCCAGCUCUUUCUGGAAGAUAUCGCAAAGCGUGAUGGAUUUCCACUAUGGGUUGGGCUCUCAAGUCAUGAUGGAAGUGAAUCAAGUUUUGAAUGGUCUGAUGGCAGUGCAUUUGACUACAUCCCAUGGAAAGAAAAAAAAUCUGCUGGAAAUUGUGUUCUCUUGGUUCCAAAAGGAAUUUGGGAACAUGAAAAUUGCAACUCUGUUAAAGAUGGUGCUAUUUGUUAUAAACCUACAAAAUCUAAAGAAGUGUCCUCUCAUACAUACUCAUCGAGAUGUCCAGCAAUAAAGGGGAAUGAAUCACAGUGGACCCAGUACAAGGACCACUGUUACAUGUCUGACCAGGCAUUGCAUAGCUUCUCAGAAGCCAAACAGUUUUGUUCAGAACUUGAUCAUUCUGCAACUAUUGUUACCAUAGAGAAUGAAGAUGAGAAUAAAUUCGUGAGUAGAUUGAUGAGAGAAAAUAAUAAUAUUACCAUGCGAGUUUGGCUUGGAUUAUCUCGACAUGCUGCCAGCCAGUCUUGGAAUUGGUUAGAUGGAUCAAAAGUUACAUUUGUCAAGUGGGCAAAUAAACGUAAGAGUGAUGGUGGAAAAUGUAGCAUUUUGUUAGCUUCAAAUGAAACUUGGAUAAAAGUUGAAUGUUCACUUGGCUAUGGAAGAGUUGUCUGCAAAGUUCCUCUGGGCCCUGAUUACAGAGGAAUAGCCAUCACAUUUGCUGUGCUAAGUGUCCUAGCUUUCAUCGGCGGACUGCUUUGGUUCCUUUUCCAAAGGAACCGUUUGCAUUGGGCGGGAUUCUCUUCUGUUCGAUAUGAACAAGGAGUGAAUGAAGAUGAGAUUAUGCUUCCUUCUUUCCAUGACUAAAUUCUUCUAAAAGUUUUCUAAUUUGCACUACCACGUUAGGAAAAAUGAGCCAUAUAAAAUUCUUCCAGUGUCAGUAUUUACUCUGUUCCAAAGUAGAAGUCUUAUGUACUUUUUCGGUUGUUUAGUUGCUAUUUUGGUAUCCACAUUUAAUUAUCCACAAAAUGCCAUGUUUAUAGCUCUACUUAAUAGAAUGGGGAGUAAAAGAAGCUGAAACUAAAGUCCAAAUUGUUCGUAGGGUAAUAAUUUUAAUGUGUGUUUUCUCUCUAAGAAUGUGGUUAGUAACUAGAAUAUGUAUAUUUGAAUGGUGUUUUUACACUUCUUAGAAAACUUAAAUUGGUGUAUUAUUAGGCCACACAUCUUCCUUUUUAAUUUUUAUGAAGAUCUGACCAAAUGCAAAAUUAGUACCUCAAGGUAAAAAACAACUGUAAAUAAUAUCAACAUUGUUUUAAAAUAGUUAUUUGUAGCAUUUGGGGAAAAUUUUUAAACAAUAAGACGUGUUUGUUUUGUACACAGCAAAAUGAUACCACUUGGCAAGAUGUUUCUUCUACUAUUCCAAAUAUAUCUCAUACCAACAUUAAAUUUAAAAGUUUUGUUCUGUCAAUAAUUAUUCAUAAAACAAUGGUUUUUAAAGAUUUAGUACUUAAUAUUUUUUCUGAAGUGUGGGAACAUUAUUUUUAGAUUGAUUAGAUAUCCUGUAGCAGCAGUGUUUCUUAUAUUUUCUUAUGUACAACUUAUACCUGUUUCCUUUUCAAAGGGAAUCAGCUAAGUUUUUGAAAAUUUUACAAUUUAGAUACUUGACAUAGUAUGUCAACUUUUGACUAAGAAAUUUUUAUUACUUUGUUGCCUUUUUACAUGAGCUAAAGAGAAGGGGUCUGUGAAGGAAACUGUAUAUCUUGCAUUUGUAAAAACUUUACAGUGAAACUCUUUACUUUGUGAAAACUUUACAAUGAAACUCUAAACUUUGUGAUUACUACUAAAAUAUUUAAAAUUAUGAAUGAUUAAAAAAACUGUUUUGUGGUUAUCAGUUUAAAUUUUAUCACCUAGAAUAUACUGUUAAUUAUAGUUUGCACUGGACAUGGUGAAUGUUUUAUUCAGUGUUUAACUUAUAUUUGUACUUUAGAAUAUUUUUGUAUAAAAU
Pteropus alecto (black flying fox) is the source of this 6414-nucleotide messenger RNA. Its product is annotated as CD302 antigen. The record is from RefSeq and is a predicted model, not a curated record. The transcript has 37 exons. The coding region runs from base 117 to 5276 and encodes 1719 amino acids. Lineage: Eukaryota; Metazoa; Chordata; Mammalia; Chiroptera; Pteropodidae. Gene Ontology annotation, molecular function: signaling receptor activity.